Sebastes umbrosus (honeycomb rockfish) is the source of this 2127-nucleotide messenger RNA. RefSeq names its product GTP-binding protein 10 (putative) (gene gtpbp10). Gene Ontology annotation, cellular component: mitochondrion. The record is from RefSeq and is a predicted model, not a curated record. The coding region runs from base 117 to 1229 and encodes 370 amino acids. Lineage: Eukaryota; Metazoa; Chordata; Actinopteri; Perciformes; Sebastidae. The transcript is spliced from 10 exons. Gene Ontology annotation, molecular function: magnesium ion binding; GTP binding; GTPase activity.
CAUCCAAUCAGCUGCGAGGAAGGAACCCAACACUUCCGGUCCUUCAUACAAACACAUGUCAGCUAGCAGCUAGCUCAGUCAACAACAGGACAAAGUGUCAAUAAACACCUCUGAAGAUGGUCCAGCUCAGUAGGAUCUGCUUCCGGAAAUAUGGAAACUUUGUGGAUAACCUCCGUCUGUACGUCCGUGGAGGCGGUGGGGGCAUGGGUCUACCCCGUCUCGGUGGACAGGGAGGUAACGGAGGAGAUGUUUGGGUGGUAGCUUCAAAGAACAUGACCUUGAAGAGGGUCAAGGACAAGUACCCCCAGAAGCGUUUUGUAGGUGGAUCAGGAGCCAACAGCAGUGUCCGAGCGUUGAAAGGAGAGAGGGGGAAUGACGAGGAGAUAUUGGCUCCUGUUGGCGUUACAGUCACCACUGAUGAUGGCAAUUUCCUUGGUGACCUGAAUACUGAAGGUGAUCGUCUGAUGGUGGCGAAAGGAGGACCUGGAGGCACCAUCCGCUCUGCGUUUGAGUCCAGUAAGGGACAGACCAAACACAUAAGGCUGGACCUCAAACUCAUCGCUGACCUGGGCCUUGUUGGGUUCCCAAAUGCAGGAAAGUCCUCUCUCCUGACUGCCAUGUCUAAUGCCACACCUCAGAUUGCCAAUUACGCUUUCACAACUUUGAAGCCGGAGAUCGGCAAACUGAUGUAUAAAGAUUACAAGCAGAUUUCUGUUGCUGAUCUCCCGGGCCUGAUUGAAGGAGCUCACAUAAACAAAGGCAUGGGCCACAAGUUCCUAAAACAUGUGGAGAGGACCAAGCAGCUUCUGUUUGUGGUAGAUGUUUGCGGUUUCCAGCUGGCAAGUAAAACACCGUUUAGGUCGGCCUUUGAAGCUGUUCAACUUCUUACCAAGGAGCUGGAGUUGUACAAAGAGGAGCUUGUAUCAAAGCCUGCUUUACUGGUGGUGAACAAAAUGGACCUGCCAGAUGCUGAGGACAAACUAGCAGAGCUGAAGGAGCAACUACAAAAUCCAGACGAGUUCUCUGAUCUGUUGCCUGACGACAUGAUACCGAAGAACUACAUGACCUUCAGACAUGUGGUUCCCGUCUCUGCCUCCACUGGUUUUGGUGUUGACCAUUUGAAAAGUUGCAUCCGGGAAUCGCUUGAUGAAGAUGCAGCAAUGGCAACUAAAGCCAUCCAUCAAGACAGACUGCAGACUCUGAGGAGCAACUCACACAAGCAUUUGUGAUGAACACAGGCAAUAGGUCACGCAUUUGAGCGGGACGUACAAUGACGGAUGAGUCGUCUGCUAAAACAGUAAAACUUUAAUGGCAGGUAAACAGCAUCCACUGAGAAACACCUGGGACAACAGAAACUGAUGGAGGAUAACUUUCACUGGCUGUUUCAGCCAAAACAUCCAACGUUAUGAGGCUCCACGAGUUGGUCUGUGCUUCGAAUACUCCCUUGUUGGGUCUGACGUUGUUAUCAAAAUCCAAGCCACAGUUAACAGGGACCAUUUUUAUUCAGAAAUGAUAUAUUGCAACAUAUUUAUAUGCUUACCCAUGAAAGGCUGUUGGUAAAGCACGGAGAAAGCAAAACUACUUUUAGUGCCAGAUGCAUUAAAUUAUAGAGAAUGUGCUUAGCACCCUUGAAAGAGGGGAACUGUGCAUCAGGUGUAGCAACUAGUUCUUUUCUGUUUCAUCCGAUUGCUCGAGAAGAUUAAGAUUGUAUUUAUUUUUCAUUGGUGUGUGUUGUAGGGAUGCACCGAUCCAACCUUUUCUCCCCCCGUUGCUGAUAUGGAUACCUCAACUCUGAGUAUCUGCUAAUACAGAGUACUGAUUUCUGACACUAGUGUUCUCUUUUUCCUCAAGUUUAAAAUCUUUGAACUCAUUUUGAUGUAAGGUAACAUGAGGCCAGGCAUUACUGUGAUUACUGAGUCUGCCAUGACUGAAUAAAUGCUACUUAUAGUGGAAAAGCUGAAUUUUAUAAUGACAUUGACAAAGUAUUUACUGUGGAUCGGUCACAUCUGGCUGAUACUUGUUCCACUAAACAACGUAAGUAUUGGAUGGAUCAGUGCAUCUCAACUGUGUUGCAUAUUUAUCAUAUUGUAAUAAAAAAAUAAUAAUAAUAAAGUCAGUUUUCCAGUA